AGCCGAGCCGGGCUGUGCAGGCGGCGGCGGCCGGCAGCGCGAGCGCCGGGGACGAGGCCGCCGCGGACGGGCACCGAGGGCCCCGCGGCUCGGCCGGGGAGGGGCCCGGCCCCGCAGCCCCCACGCCGGGAGAGGAUGCGGUGCGCCCCGAGACCCCGGUAGCCGCGCGGCGCCGCGCUGCAGUCGCGAUGAUGGAUGAGCCCUGGUGGGAAGGACGCGUCGCCUCGGACGUCCACUGCACCCUGCGCGAGAAGGAACUGAAGCUGCCCACCUUCCGAGCCCACUCCCCGCUCCUGAAGAGCCGCCGGUUCUUCGUGGACAUCCUGACUCUCCUGAGCAGCCACUGCCAGCUGUGCCCUGCAGCCCGGCACCUGGCCAUCUACCUGCUGGACCACUUCAUGGACCGCUAUAACAUCACCGCCUCCAAGCAGCUGUACACUGUGGCGGUCUCCUGCCUCCUGCUAGCCAGUAAAUUCGAGGACAGAGAAGACCACGUGCCCAAGCUGGAGCAGAUAAACAGCACCAGGGUCCUGAGCAGCCAGAACUUCUCCCUCAGCAAGGAAGAACUGCUGAGCACGGAGCUGCUGCUCCUGGAGGCCUUCAGCUGGAACCUGUGUCUGCCCACGCCCGCUCACUUCCUGGACUACUACCUCUUGGCUUCCGUCAGCCAGAAGGAUCACCACUGCCACACCUGGCCCAGCGCCUGUCCCCGCAAGACCAAAGAGUGCCUCAAGGAAUACGCCCACCACUUCCUUGAGGUCACCCUGCAAGAUCACAUAUUCUACAAAUUCCAGCCCUCUGUGGUCGCUGCUGCCUGCAUAGGGGCCUCCAGGAUCUGCCUGCAGCUUUCUCCUUGCUGGACCAAAGAGCUGCAGAGGGUCUCAAACUAUUCCCUGGAGCAUCUCAGUGCCUGCAUUGAAAUCCUGCUGGUAGUGUAUGACAGUGUCCUCAAGGAUGCCGUUGCAGUCAAGAGCCAGGCCUUGGCAAUGGUGCCAGGCACGCCACCAACCCCCACCCAAGUGCUGUUCCAGCCACCCACCUACCCCGCGCUCAGCCAGCCAUCAGCCACCCUGGCCCGACUCCAGGCACCCGUGCAGGACCUGUGCUUGGCCUACCAGGACUCGCUGCAGGCCCACCCUUCUGGGAGCCUGCUCUCCACACGCACAAGCUUGUCUCUCCAUAGUCCAUACCCAGCUCUCCAGCCCCUGGACAUGUGUCCCAUGCCCGUCCCUGUGUCCCUCAGCAUGCAGAUGGCCGUCGCGACCGAGCCCAGACACUGCCUUGCAGCCACCUACGGAAGCAGCUACUUCAGCAGCAGUCACGUGUUUCCCACUGGCUGUUUUGAUAGAUAGCCGCCCUCCCCAGGGCCUGCAGGAAAGCCUCGAAGACCCAAGUGGAGGAAGAGGGGGGUGGCAGUGGGGAGGCCAUCCCUGAAGAGGCUGGUGCCCUUGGGCAAGGAAGGGUCGUGCUGUUUUUAAAUAAAACUAGCCCGGAGCAAAACAUUCAGCCACACACUUAGCCGGAGAGCGUCCCUCAGAAACCUCUGACACACAACGCUGGCCUGGGGUACAGAGAGGCGGCUCCGUGGCCAGUCUCAAGCAGGGCUCUGGUAAAUCAAGAAAGACUUGGUAAGAAGCCAGGCUGCUGCAUGCAGACCACUCGCCCACAAGCACGUCGAGUUUUAGCCUCAGACUUCUCGUGCUGAUGACAGCUACACCACUGAAAACAAACGUGCAGCUGGAUACAAGCUCAGGAUCCGUGCACAAUGCUCCCUGCCAGUCUAGAAAGACCUGAGGUGUGCUUGUGUCUGAGCGCCUGUCUGCAGGGCCCGGCGGGUGGCUCUUGCCUUCUUACUGACCCUGAUGCCUUUCUGGGCCUUGUAGAUAUUUCACAUGCUGCUGCUUCUCCAGGUGACCUAGCUUUCUGUCCUGCAAGAUGUCUUGUUUACAUACUGCAUCAGGGAUUUUACAAUACUUGAAAAUUCCUUAAGAGAGAGAGAAAAAAAAUGUGAUUGCCACAUUUCCCAUUCCAAGUGAGGCUGUGGGUUUUACCUCGGCUUGUGAGGGACCCACAUAAGAACAGAGCUUCCUUUCCAGGAGUGCAUGGUUGAGGGGGAGAAAUCCUUCCCAGGCUCCCUGUUCCAGAAGAUUCCACGUCUUCAAUCCAGUCUUCAUCUGUAGUUUCACUAACCGCAGAAGGGGAGAAGGGUGUUAAAGAUGAAGGUUUGAAGCAGAGACAAUCUCACCUCCUUCCACCAGCUACUUAUAGUAAGCGAGUUAACCCGGCCUCGGCUUCCAGCUGGGCCAGUGUGGACGGUUCACCUACUGCCACCUGGAUUUGGAUGUACAUGGGUAUGGGACGCUGCCACCGCCACCUCAGGGAGACAGAGGUUAGGAGAGCCAGUGCUCGGGGAUCUGCUGCAGGAGGAAUCUCAGAAAGACUCUUGUAAUCAUGUGCAAUAUGUUUGUGUCCCUACUCAUGGCUUGGACUCACCAUGCUCUUUUGGUUGGUUUGUUGUCGGGGGACACUGUUCACCCUUCAGAACUGGUAGGUGCAAAGGCCCACAGAAGCAAUUUGUGUUUUUUUGUUCUUUGUUUUUUUUUUUUUAAGAAGGAGCUGCCUUGGUGUGUUCAACUCAUUUGCCAGUCUAGGCAAUGGGAGUGGGGAAAGCGUCAGGAAGAUGGUGAAGACUUUCACCCAGAGGAGAAUCUCAGUGUGCAAACAGUAUGAAAAGAGACCAGCCACGCCGAUAAGGCACUGCUGGCUCUGUUACUAGCAUACAUAGGAACGCACGGUUCGUUCGUUGUUUUUCUUUUUCUUUUGCAGACCUGUUUCUAUUUAUGUAUGACUGGUUUGGAUUCCACGGUAUUGUAUCUGUCUAUUCUGGGGCUGGGGGCUUGUGAGGGGUUCCCUCAGUCAGACCAGCUCCCCAAAAUAGGCAUCCUGCAAUAAACGUGUCACCCGCUA
This is a messenger RNA of Cavia porcellus (domestic guinea pig), 2967 nucleotides long. RefSeq names its product cyclin J like (gene Ccnjl). The record is from RefSeq and is a predicted model, not a curated record. The transcript is spliced from 6 exons. NCBI's taxonomy places the organism in Eukaryota, Metazoa, Chordata, Mammalia, Rodentia, Caviidae. Gene Ontology annotation, biological process: mitotic cell cycle phase transition; regulation of cyclin-dependent protein serine/threonine kinase activity. Gene Ontology annotation, cellular component: cyclin-dependent protein kinase holoenzyme complex; nucleus; cytoplasm. The coding region runs from base 189 to 1352 and encodes 387 amino acids. Gene Ontology annotation, molecular function: cyclin-dependent protein serine/threonine kinase regulator activity.